AUGGAUUUCGCCUCUCUCAUGUCUAAAGAGAUCGCGAAAGCGAAGCCCAAGGCUGAGAGCGCCCCAGCCGACAGGGCUGCCCCCGGCAAGUACAUGAGGCGCGCCGACGUGGAGGCAGAACGACAAAAGGCCUACCUGGCGGAGCAGAAGGAGCUCGAGGAGAAGCGCGCGGCCAAGGCGGCCGAGAAGCGGAAGCGUGAGGAAGAUGCCGCCGAGGAGGCGCGCAUCCGGGAUGAGAAGCGCCGCAAGCUCGAGGAGGAUACCAGGAGGCGACGCGAGGAAACCGCCAAGGAGGAGGAGAGGAAGCGGAGGAAGCGACUCGGCCUGCCGGAGCUCAAGGAGGACGAGAGUGCUGAUGCUUCUGCGGACGGCGACGCCGAGGAUGACAUUCCAGACGGGGAACUGAUUGAAAAGCUGCGCGCUCUGGGCGAGCCGGCCAUUCUGUUUGGAGAGUCACACAAAGGACGUCUGAGACGACACAAAAAACUUACCACGGUGGUGUCCAAGGGCCCGAUCCCGACAACGAUACAGAUGGUGGAUGAAAAGGACAUGAAGGUCGACGGCACCAUGCCCAAGGAUAAGGAAGCUCGGAGAUAUCUGUUCCGCCAACUGGCUUCUUACUUUACCAUGGUGCUCCGGGAGUGGGAGAUGGCGCUUGCGCAGGAGGAGAGGCGGGAUACAUUUGAAAGUCGGGCAGCAGUGACGGCCAUGAUACAGAGCCGGGAGAACAUGACUCCCCUGUUCCGCAAGCUUGAAAAGGACGACCUGGACGACGACAUCCUCGAGCCUGUGAUUGAGAUCGUCAAAGCGGCACAGGAGCGACGAUACGUGGAUGCGAAUGACGGAUACCUGCGUCUGAGUAUUGGCAAAGCCGCCUGGCCCAUUGGUGUUACCAUGGUGGGUAUCCACGAGCGAAGUGCGCGAGAAAAGCUGCAUGACGGCGAGAGAGGACAUGUCAUGGGUGACGAGGUUACGCGAAAAUAUCUUCAGAGCAUCAAGCGCUGUCUCACGUUUGCGCAAGUUCGGUGGCCGCCCGAAGAUAUCAGACAACUCAUGGGAUAG
Pestalotiopsis fici W106-1 is the source of this 1062-nucleotide messenger RNA. RefSeq lists its product as uncharacterized. The record is from RefSeq and is a predicted model, not a curated record. Gene Ontology annotation, biological process: RNA splicing; generation of catalytic spliceosome for second transesterification step. Lineage: Eukaryota; Fungi; Ascomycota; Sordariomycetes; Amphisphaeriales; Sporocadaceae. The coding region runs from base 1 to 1062 and encodes 353 amino acids. The transcript has a single exon. Gene Ontology annotation, cellular component: U2-type post-spliceosomal complex; U4/U6 x U5 tri-snRNP complex; U5 snRNP.